GCUUACGUGCUUACUUCAAAGUCGAGCUUGACAGACAUUUUGCUCUCUCAGCUUUUGGUAACGUAACUCAAUAAUAUAUCACCACAUAUGAUAAAGCUUUAUUCAUAAGAUGGGAGAUUGUUGUUUUCGGAAUUUUCUCAAUUAACCGUGUUAAAAUGAGCCGGGCGUUUAACAGAUUUCGCAAUUGGAACAAAGUCUCGCCUAAUUCCCCAAGUAAAGUUUUCUUGGCUUAUGCAGCCGAAAAUGAGAUUACUGUCAUCCCAUGUGAGGAAACAUUUGUUAUCGACAAUCAAGCACAUGAAAAUUACGAGUCUUCAAGUACAGAUGUACAAGAUACUACUGACGUCUCUUCUCACGAAGACACACAUCCUAUUCAAUUACCAAGCCACGAAUCAAAUGAGGCACAACAGAAAAACAAAACAUUUGCUGUGCCAAUAGAAUUCAUCACUAAACCGUUUGACUUUAAGCAUCCGCUGAUGAUUUGUUGGUUUUAUAAUGAUAACAAAGAUAAUGAAGUUGUUAAGAACAUAAUCACUGGCUUAGAUUCGUGUUUUACAAAUACACGCUAUCAUUCCGAAACAGAAAUUUCUCAAACGCCGAUUUCUGUUACACUUGACAAAGAAAUGUUGCAAUGGGCAUUUUUCGGUAAGAUCAGCAGUAAUGACAAACAACUCAUCGAGCGUCUACUAAAUUCAGGCAUUUCAGUGUUAUACCCAAAGAUUGAGCUGGCAUUUGACACAGUGGUAAAUCUUGGAUGA
Physella acuta is the source of this 758-nucleotide messenger RNA. RefSeq lists its product as uncharacterized. The record is from RefSeq and is a predicted model, not a curated record. Lineage: Eukaryota; Metazoa; Mollusca; Gastropoda; Physidae.